This is a messenger RNA of Delphinapterus leucas (beluga whale), 1140 nucleotides long. Lineage: Eukaryota; Metazoa; Chordata; Mammalia; Artiodactyla; Monodontidae. The record is from RefSeq and is a predicted model, not a curated record.
AUGACGGUGAAAACCAAGGCUGCUGGGGACACCCUCACUUACUCCAGGGUGAGGGGCAUGGUAGCAAUUCUCAUCGCUUUCAUGAAACAGAGAAGGAUGGGCCUGAACAACUUUAUUCAGAAGAUUGCCAGUAACUCCUAUGCAUGCAAACACCCUGAAGUUCAGUCCAUUUUGAAAAUCUCCCAACCUCAGGAGCCUGAGCUCAUGAAUGCCAACCCUUCUCCUCCACAGAAAGCGGUCCUGAAAAAGAAGGAGGAAAAGCAUAGUAUGUCAGAGCGGAAUGUUCUCCUGAAGAACGUGAAAGACCCUUUCCUGGUGGGCCUCCACUUCUCUUUCCAGACGGCUGACAAACUGUACUUUGUCCUAGACUGCAUUAACGGUGGAGAGUCGUUCUACCAUCUCCAGAGGGAGCGAUGCUUCCUGGAACCACAGGCUCGGUGCUAUGCUGCUGAAAUAGCCAGUGCCUUGGGUUACCUGCACUCUCGUGCAGGUAGUCUCGUUUAUAGAGACUUAAAGCCAGAGAAUAUUUUGCUGGUUUCACAGGGACACAUUGUCCUUACUGACUUUGGACUCUGCAAGGAGAACACUGAACAUAAUGGCACGACGUCCACCUUCUGCGGCACACCCGAGUAUCUUGCACCUGAGGUGCUUCAUAAGCAGCCUUAUGAUAGGACCAUGGACUGGUGGUGUCUGGGGGCCGUCUUAUAUGAGAUGCUGUAUGGCCUGUCUCCCUUUUAUAGCCGAAACACAGCUGAGAUGUACGACAGCAUUCUGAACAAACCCCUCCAGUUGAAGCCAAAUAUUACAAAUUCUGCAAGACACGUCCUGGAGGGCCUCCUGCAGAAGGACAGGACAAAGAGGCUUGGUGCCAAGGUUGACUUUAUGGAGAUUAAGAAUCACGUCUUCUUCUCCCUAAUUAACUGGGAUGAUCUCAUUAAUAAGAAGGUUACUCCCCCUUUUAACCCAAAUGUGAGUGGACCCAGCGACCUGGGGCACUUUGAUCCCGAGUUUACCGAAGAGCCCGUCCCCAACUCCAUCGGUCGGUCGCCCGACAGUAUCCUCCUCCCAGCCAGCGUCAAGGAAGUGGCUGAGGCCUUCCUGGGCUUUUCCUACGCACCUCCCGUGGACUCUUUCCUCUGA